AGUGAAAGUUAUUCUUUGAAGUACAUUUGACUAUUUCUUCACUUCUUAUUCCAGAGAAAUGUUCAGUAAUAAAUAACUGAGCUUGGUCCCUGACUCUUCAUUCUCUGGGUGAUUUUGAUUCCUGACAACAUGGGGAUGAGGUGUCUUCAAUUAGUUCUUCUGCUUUGGGUUCCUGGACUGCUGCAAGCUCAAGGUCCACAGCCUUGCAGCGCUCCGAGCCUGAAUGCAGGUUUUCUUCUCUCGGUGCAGGAAUCAUAUCCUCAUGGAACAAAGAUCAGUUAUUCCUGCAAUGAUGGAUACAAAGCAGAAGGAAGAGGCUGGUGGGGAACAAGCACAUGUUUCAAUGGUUUAUGGUUUGGUAUCCCAGUCUGUAUUAAAAAUCCUCCUACCUGCCGCGAGCCUCCAAGAAUAUCCAAUGCCGCCAUAAUUAAUCAGGAUUUUCAGGAUGUAUUUACUCAAGACACAGAAGUGGUGUAUCAGUGUAAGGAUGGAUAUACAACAAAGGAAGGAGCCACCAAGAAAUCUGUCUUCUGUAGAGCUGGAGUUUGGACAGACGUCCCAACAUGUGCACCUACUGCCGGACCCGGAUCAAAGGACAAUGUAUCCAUCGAUAAUUGUGGAGAGAUCCCUCAUGUUCCAAACGGGAAUCCUGAGCCACAGGAGCAGCAACGUUCUUUGAAAUACACGUGUCAGAACUUUUACAAGUUAGUGGGUCCUGACACUGUGGUGUGUCACAGAGGUGGCACGUGGUCCGAAGUCCCCAAAUGUAAAGAGGAUUUCUGUCUUCUGGACACUACAAAGUAUCCUGACCUAAUAAAUUCUGGCAAUACAUUUAUCAGAAAUGGGGACACAGAGUACCCGAGAUGUGUUGAUAAAUGGACGCUUAAAAAUUACGCUGUGGUUCGGUGCAUUGAAGGGAAUCUCAGUGUAUCCAGAUGUUGCAACUGGGCCAAGAUAAACUUUGGUGCAUGCUGAGGCCCCAUCGGGAAAAGAUCUGGCUCUCUUGGGCUGAGCUGAUGGACUGAGAACAAAUGGAAACAUGAACCCAUUUGAAACAACUUGAGAUUGAAUGCGUUGCCAACGGCCAGGCUGGAUAUGUUCAUGCUGUUCUACCACAGUAUAGCAUGUGCUGUAUUUAGAUUGUUCCAGUAGCAUUUCUAUAGUUGUGUGUUUCAUACAGAGAAUUGUAAAAAACCUCUGUCUGACUUCGUCUCUGUUGCCUGCAACAGCUACUUAAUAAAACAUUUCAACUUU
Messenger RNA from Xiphophorus couchianus (Monterrey platyfish), 1254 nucleotides. RefSeq names its product complement factor H-like. NCBI's taxonomy places the organism in Eukaryota, Metazoa, Chordata, Actinopteri, Cyprinodontiformes, Poeciliidae. The transcript has 8 exons. The record is from RefSeq and is a predicted model, not a curated record. The coding region runs from base 130 to 975 and encodes 281 amino acids.